Molecule: messenger RNA, 3034 nt
Organism: Malus domestica (apple)
Lineage: Eukaryota; Viridiplantae; Streptophyta; Magnoliopsida; Rosales; Rosaceae
Product: MDIS1-interacting receptor like kinase 2-like
Biological process (GO): protein phosphorylation
Molecular function (GO): ATP binding; protein binding; protein kinase activity
Source: RefSeq, a predicted model, not a curated record
UUCAGCACACCAUCUUGAAAUAAGCAGGAUGGCAGAAUAACAUCUAAUGGCAUUGCAAAUAAAUCCUUCAAGCCCUGAAUAAACACUGUAUGCUCAAAUAAAAGCCAUGAGAAGUCCAACUGGUGAUAAGGUAUGCUCUCUUGCUUAUUGCCUUAUCUUGUAUGUUCUGCUGCUUUUGUCACCAAACUACGUUGCGUUCGCUUCUGCUAGUUCUAAUGAUGAAGCAGAGGCUCUUCUCAAAUGGAAAGCCAGCAUUCAAAACCAAACCCAGCUCCAAAAUCUAAGCUCAUGGACUUACCUUCCCAGCAACGCCACCAAUUCUUCAAGAAAUCAAAAAGCUAAUGAAAACCCAUGUAAUAUGUGGACUGGGAUUUCAUGUAACCCUGCAGGAAGUGUCAGCAAGAUAAACCUUACCAACUCCGGUUUACAAGGUAGGCUACAAGAAUUUCCGUUUGUCUCCUUCCCUAAUCUUGUAUACCUUGAUUUCAGCAAGAAUAAGCUCUUUGAUUCCAUCCCACCUCAAAUCAGCUCCCUCUCGAAACUCAUAUAUCUUGAUCUCUCGGAUAAUAAGUUGUCGGGUAAAAUUCCACCAGAAAUCUGUUUCCUAGAAAAUCUCGAGAACCUGUACCUAAAUAAAAACAAGUUAAAUGGCUCAGUCCCUCAAGAAAUAGACCAGCUUAAGUCUCUUGUUGUUCUAAAUCUCAUGGAGAAUAGACUCAGUGGUCCUCUUCCCAUGUCGAUCGCGAAUUUGAGCAGAUUACAAGUUGUACAACUACGAGACAACCGCCUCUCAGGUUCCAUUCCCCAAGUGAUAUCAAAUCUCAUGAACUUGGCUGUUCUGAGGCUUGCCAGAAACAAUUUCACCGGUCGUUUGCCAGAGGGCCUUUGCCGGGGUGGACUGCUUAUGAAUUUCACUGCAAAUGGCAACCGUCUCACAGGUCGAAUCCCCAAGAGCUUGAGGAACUGCACAACCUUGUACAGAUUCCGCCUUGAUGGAAACCAGCUCACUGGAAACAUAUCUGAAGAUUUUGGUGUUUAUCCGAACUUGGAUUACAUAAAUCUAAGCAACAACAGAUUUUAUGGUGAACUUUCACAUAAAUGGGGUAGGUCUCUGCGGCUAAAAAAUCUUGAGAUUGCAGGGAAUAAUAUUACUGGUUUCAUACCCGCUGAGAUUGGAAACUUGACUCAACUACAUUUGCUUAAUCUUUCUUCAAAUCAUUUAGUUGGGAAGAUCCCUAUGGAACUUGGAAGGCUUACUUCUUUGGUGAAGCUUAUACUCAAUGAAAAUCAACUUUCGGGCGGUAUACCACAAGAACUUGGAUCACUGACUGAUCUUGAGUAUCUUGACCUGUCCACUAACAACUUGAGCCAGUCAAUUCCAAGCAGCAUAGGGAACUUUGUGAAAAUGCACCACAUGAAUUUGAGCGCCAACAAGUUGAGCUAUGAAAUUCCGACUCAGUUAGGGAGGUUAAUGCAGCUGUCCGUACUAGAUUUGAGUCAUAACUCGCUUGCUGAAGGGAUACCAACUGAAUUUAGUGAUUUAGAAAGCUUGGUGACACUAAAUCUCUCUCACAAUAACCUCUCUGGUGUUGUUCCACGUGCUUUUGAGGAACUUCGUGGCUUGGAGUUUGUCGACGUAUCAUACAAUCAAUUAUGGGGUCCGAUUCCAAGCAACAAAGCAUUUCAGGAGGCUCCAGUAGAGGCAUUGCAAGGGAACAAAGGUUUGUGUGGGAAUGUUACAGGUCUGCAGCCCUGCAAAAAUAGUCCUAGAAAAAAGAAGCCUAACUCUAAAAUUGGUUUUGUGUGCUUCUUGAUCAUGCUUCCUGCUUUUGGGGUAUUUAUAAUUGCUUUCUAUGGAAUCUAUAUCACUUUGAGAAGAAAAAGGAAAUUCCAACAAAACGAACAAAGUGACAUUCAACCCAAAGAGUUCGAAUUGCUCGCAAUAUCGAUAUUUGAUGGAAAAAUAUUGUAUGAAGAAAUCAUAAAAGCAACUGAGGAUUUUGAUGCUAAAUAUUGCAUUGGGAGAGGCUCAGCUGGAAGUGUUUACACAGCAAUGCUGCCCUCGGAUGACUUGGUAGCAGUAAAGAAACUCCACAGCCCUUGUGAUGGUGGUGAGUGGAGCAAUCGAAAAGAGUUUCUAAACGAGGUAAGGGCAUUAACUGAGAUACGCCAUCGGAACAUUGUUAAGCUUUAUGGUUUCUGUCAACAUUCGCGGCACUCAUUUUUGAUAUACGAGUACCUUGAAAGGGGUAGCUUGUUUUCAAUAUUGGCCAAUGAUGAGGAAGCUAAGAAGUUGGACUGGAGUAAGAGGGUGAAUAUCAUUAAAGGUGUGGCUCAUGGUUUAUCCUAUAUGCACUCUGACGUGUCUCCACCAAUUGUUCAUCGAGACAUAUCCAGCAAGAACAUGUUGCUAGAUGAUGAAUAUGAAGUUCGGAUUUCUGACUUCGGCACUGCUAAGGUUCUAGAUUAUAACUCAUCUAACUGGACUGCGGUUGCAGGCACAAUUGGAUACGUAGCACCAGAACUUGCUUACACAAUGAAGGUGACAGAGAAAUGCGACGUGUACAGCUUUGGGGUGUUAUCACUGGAAGUGAUUAAAGGAAAGUACCCUAGCAUUCUAGUGGAGUCUUUGUUGUCAUCUGCAAUCAGGACAGACAAAAUGUUGCCGGAUUUGUUGGAUUAUCGCCUUGCGCAUCCGACUGGUAAAAUUCUGGAUGAAGUUCUUACUAUCCUAAAGCUAGCGGUUGUAUGCUUAAAUGCAAAUCCAGAGUUUAGGCCUACCAUGCACGAAAUUUCUUAUGAAAUUUCAAAUCAUCGUAAGUAAUGGUACUUAGGAAUUCCAUUGGUCUUGUAAUUUUGUAAGUUCUUUACUUCUUUGUGUGCCAUCAGAUAUUUGCAAGGUGGUUACGGCUUGCCUAUCAAAUUAUUUUUGUUUCGUUUCAACGACAAAAUGCACCGUUGAUCAAAUGGAUGGAGUUUUAAUGAUUAGAAAGAAAAGGAGACAUCUCUAUAGUCAGAAGUCUUUAGCUCUGAA